Bufo gargarizans (Asiatic toad) is the source of this 1521-nucleotide messenger RNA. Its product is annotated as zinc finger protein OZF-like. NCBI's taxonomy places the organism in Eukaryota, Metazoa, Chordata, Amphibia, Anura, Bufonidae. The record is from RefSeq and is a predicted model, not a curated record. The transcript is spliced from 2 exons. Bases 24 to 1355 code for a protein of 443 amino acids.
ACAAAGAUCUGUACAAGGACGUCAUGACGGAGGAUCACCGGCCCCUCACAUCACCAGAUGACUGUACCAGAAUCUCAGAUGGGCAUGUGACAUCUUCAGAUUUUAAAACAGAGGAUUAUGCUAUUACACAAAAUACAAGUGAAGAACAUGCCAAAAUCCCAGAUGUACCCUCAGGUCUUCUCAGCAAAGAUUCAUCAUGUGAUUCUUUUAAAUAUGUCCAAUCUUCACAGAUUGCAAAGGAACAGAAAAGCAACAAAAUGGGUGUUGAACAUCAAACAGAUGAGAUGCUGUUUUCAUGUUUACAAUGUGGAAAAUGUUUUAAACAUAAAUUUGUUCUUGCUAUACAUCAGAAAAUUCACACAGGGGAGAAGCCAUAUUCAUGUCCAGAAUGUGGGAAAUGUUUUACAGAUAAGUCAGAUCUUCUUAGACAUGAGAGUAGUCACACAAGGGAGAAGUCAUAUUUAUGUUCAGAGUGUGGGAAAUAUUUUAGCCAGAAAUCAGAUCUUGUUAGACAUCAAAAAACACAUACAGGGAAAAAUCCAUUUUCAUGUUCAGAAUGUGGAAAAUGUUUUACAAAAAAAUCUAAUCUUGUUAUACAUCAGAGAAUUCACACAGGGGAGAACCUAUUUUCCUGUCCAGAAUGUGAGAAAUGCUUUACUCAUAAAUCAUAUCUUGAAAAUCAUUUAAAAAUUCACACAGGAGAGAAGCCAUAUUCAUGCUCAGAAUGUGGAAAAUGUUUUACAGAUAAGUCGAAUCUUGUUAUACAUAAAAGAAGUCACACAGGAGAGAAACCGUAUUCAUGUACAGAGUGUGGCAAAUAUUUUAUCCAGAAAUCUAAACUUGUUAGACAUCAACUAACUCACACGGGGGAGAAGCCUUUUUUGUGUUCAGAAUGUGGGAAAGGUUUUACUCGGAAGUCAACCCUUCUAUGUCAUCGAAGAACUCACAGAGGGGAGAAACCUUUUUUAUGUUCAGAUUGUGGAAAAUCUUUUACUUGUAAAUCAUAUCUUCUUAAUCAUCAUAAAAAUCAUACAGGGGAGAAGCCAUAUUCAUGUUCAGAAUGUAGGAAAUGUUUUAAAGAAAAGUCAAAUCUUCGUAGACAUGAGAGUAGUCACACAGGGGAGAAGCCAUAUUCAUGUUCAGAGUGUGGGAAAUAUUUUAGCCAGAAAUCUGAUCUUGUUAGACAUCAAGUAACUCACACGGGGGAAAAGCCUUUUUCGUGUUCAGAAUGUGAGAAAUGUUUUACUAUGAAGUCAACCCUUGUUUGUCACCGAAGAACUCACACUAGAGAGAGAAGAGACUUUCUUGUUCAGAAUGUUAAAAAUGUUUCACAGAUAAAUCAUAUAGAAACAUAGAAUGUGUCAGCAGAUAAGAACCAUUUGGCCCAUCUAGUCUGCCCAAUAUACUGAAUACUAUGAAUAGCCCUUGUCCCUAUCCUAUAUAAAGGAUGGUCUUAUGCCUAUCCCAUGCAUGCUUAAACUCCUUCACUGUAUUUUCAGCUACCACUUCUGCAGGAACGCU